Jaculus jaculus (lesser Egyptian jerboa) is the source of this 2067-nucleotide messenger RNA. It is a transcript of the gene Znf713, whose product is annotated as zinc finger protein 713. The coding region runs from base 165 to 1475 and encodes 436 amino acids. The record is from RefSeq and is a predicted model, not a curated record. Lineage: Eukaryota; Metazoa; Chordata; Mammalia; Rodentia; Dipodidae. Gene Ontology annotation, molecular function: DNA-binding transcription repressor activity, RNA polymerase II-specific. Gene Ontology annotation, biological process: negative regulation of transcription by RNA polymerase II. The transcript has 5 exons.
CGCGUCGUGCCCGCAAGGGACAUGGAAUCUCUGUCCGCGCACUCCCCAUACCAGACCCUGCUGCUUCUGUCUCUUCCAUCUGUCCUACGCGACCCUGAUGUCAACCGUUAUUGAACAGAUCGGUCGGUUUUUGUGUGAUUUGUUGUUGUUGUUGUUUUCGAGUUAUGCCCUCUCAGGAUGCUUUACUUUCCCUGGAGGGGAAUGUGGAGGAGAAAGAAAUGAUUGAUGGAUCACAGAUAGCCAGAUGCCAGGAGUUGCUAACAUUCCAGGAUGUGGCCGUGCAUUUCACCAGAGAGGAGUGGGCACAGCUGACCCCUGCUCAGAAGAACCUCUAUCAAGAUGUGAUGCUGGAGAACUAUAGGAAUCUGGUUGCACUGGGGCAUCAGCUUUCUAAACCAGAGGUGAUCACACACUUUGAACAAGAAGAACCAGUGAUGCUAGGAAGCAGCAGCCUGCUGGACGUACUUCCAGAUGGGGAGAAAAGACCUGAAAUGAAAAAGUCAACUCUCUUCCAGAAUGUUUCUGAUGAACAUCAACGUCAUGAGAUUAUAAUGGAAAGACUAACAGGAGACAGUUUCUGGUACUCCAUCUUAGGAGGACUCUGGGAUUUUGACCAUCAGUUAGAGUUUGGCCAAGAAAACCAGCAGAGACAUUUGGAGCAAGUACCUUUCACCCACCAAAAAAUUACACAGAGAAGCAUAGAAUGUAAUAAAUUUGAGGCAAACUAUAGUCUGAACUCAGACUUUACUAUGACUUUACAUCAGAGAAUUCCUUCAAUCAAAAUACCUCUUCAUUGUGACACUCAAGACUUGAUUGAUUAUCAGGGAAGCUACAUAAGAGAGAAUCCCUGUGAAUAUGAGAGCAGAAAAAUCUUCAGUCAACAUACUCUUCUUACUAAUCAUAUUCACACCAGAGAGAAACCCAAUGAAUGUGGAAGGGCCUUCAGCCAUAGCUCAUCUCACACCCAACCUCAGAUAGCCCUCAUGGGAGAGAAACCCUAUAAAUGUGAUGAAUGUGGGAGAAGAUUCAGCCAGAGAAUACAUCUUGUUCAACAUCAGAGAAUCCAUACAGGGGAAAAACCUUUCAUAUGCAAUGAGUGCGGGAAAGCAUUCCGCCAGCAUUCAUCCUUUACUCAGCAUCUGAGGAUUCAUACUGGAGAGAAGCCCUACAAAUGUAACCAGUGUGGUAAAGCCUUCAGCCGCAUCACUUCUCUUUCUGAGCAUCAUAGACUUCACACUGGAGAGAGACCUUAUGAAUGUAGUUUUUGUGGGAAAGCCUUCAGCCAGAGAACACAUCUUAAUCAACAUGAAAGGACACACACAGGAGAGAAGCCCUACAAGUGUAGUGAAUGUGGAAAAGCCUUCAGCCAGAGUGCACACCUUAACCAACAUAAGAAGAUACACACUCGUGACACAUUAUGUGACUAUAAAUAUGAGAAAACAUUAAGGCACAGCCCUUUCUUUAAUGACACAUAACUCAUGGUGAGGGAAACCAUAAACUUCCAGAUGAGGAAAAUUUUAUAUCAAGCUAAUUUUUUCAUUCAUUAUCAAGUUAUAGUGGAUAGAAAGCUUAUCAAUGAGCUUUUAUGGAUUUUGUUUGUUUGAAGUAGGGUCUCAGUGUAGCUCAGGCUGACCUGGAAUUUACUAUUUUGUCUCAGGAUGGCCUUGAACUCACAGUGAUCCUCCUACCCGUACUUCCUGAGUGCUAGGAUUAAAGAUGUGCGCCACCAUGCCUGGCUCUAAGAGUGAGCUUUUAAUGCAUAUGUUAUAUUUCCAGAAGGUGUUAUCAGUAGUGAACGUUAUUGAUUUUACAAGUAAAAUAUAUCAAGUCAUGUUCUAAAUCCAAUGUAAAACUUAAAAGAAGCCAGGUAAGGUAGUGUAUGCCUGUAAUCUUAGCACUUGGGAAGUAAAUGCAGGAGGAUGAGGGACUCAAGACUAUCCUUGGCUAUAUAAUGAGUUCAGUGCCCACUUUUUUUUUGAGACAGUGCUGGUAAUUUGAAUGAAUAUCCUCCAGAGACUCAUGGGUUUUUUGUUUGCUACAGGAGACUGUCUCAAAAAAAAAAAAAAA